Messenger RNA from Ilex paraguariensis (yerba mate), 2851 nucleotides. NCBI's taxonomy places the organism in Eukaryota, Viridiplantae, Streptophyta, Magnoliopsida, Aquifoliales, Aquifoliaceae. The record is from the annotation of a GenBank genome assembly.
CACGUUAGGAUAGUUCAAAACCCUCUUCCGCCUCCCGAAACCCAAACCCCCUGUAGCUUUUCGUGGCGGCUGACACUCUGCCCGUUUGUCCCCCUAGAUCUCGUCUAACUCUCCUAUCUAAACCUUUUUGGAUUAGACUUCCAAGGUCGCCCCUUUCAAAGAUCUGGUCAUGGCCGCCGUUGCUCCUGCUGUAGAUCAAGCUGCAGAUUUGCUGCAGAAGUUGUCCAUGGAUUCCCAGACUAAGACUCUGGAAAUUCAAGAGCCCACCAAGAAGCCUUGUGUUGAUACGGCUGACAACAAAAAUGGUAAGAUCCAGUCAUUUGAUCGGUCCAUGACACCUUCGCCGCCAGAUUUUAUGGAUCCGACCAUGUGCUAUGUUGCCAACAGUUAUCCUACUGCCUAUUAUUAUGGUGGCUAUGAUGGGACUUGUGAUAAGUGGGACGACUACUCCAGAUUUCUGAGUCCGGAUGGAGUGGAGAUGACUCCUGGAGCUUAUGGGGACAAUGGGUCGCUUAUGUAUCACCACGGCUAUGGUUAUGCACCCUAUGGCCCAUAUUCACCAGCUGGUUCCCCAGUUCCGACUGUGGCACAUGAUGGCCAGCUUUAUGGAGCUCAGCACUACCAGUAUCCAACUCCGUAUUUUCAACCUCCAACUCCAACUAGUGGACUAUAUCCUAGUCCAGCUGCUCCUCCCAAAGGUGAGAUUUCCACCUCUGCAGCUGCUGACCAACUGCCUUUGUCUGUGGAAACUGCUAACGGGAAUUCCAACGGCAUUGCAAAUAUUGGGGGCAUCAAGGGAAAUAAUGGUUCAGCGCCAGUAAGACCAACAUAUCAGAAUUCAUCAUUUAAUACAAGUGGCUCCUAUGGAAGGGGAGCAAUACCAGGAGGAAUAGUGUCUUCUGGUUAUCAGGAUCUAGGAUUUGGUUUUGAUGGGUUGCGGUCUCCGAUAACAUGGGUAGAUGGCUCCAUAUUUUCAGAUGGGCAGCCUGGGCAUGUGAAAAGUGCUUCUAUCACCUCACCAACUGGGGGAUACUCAUUAUCAAGGAAUCAGAAUCUCCGUCCAAAUUCUCAUCUCAUGCAGGGUUUGCAACAUCCAAGGCUGGUGCCUGGCAUGAGCACAGCUAAUGGAUAUAUAAAUAGGAUGUACCCGAACAAAUUAUAUGGGCAUUAUGGGAACACUUUCAGAUCUGUUCUGGGUUCUAAUGGUUAUGAAUCACGAACAAAUGGACGUGGGUGGUUGGCUGUUGAUAGCAAGUAUAAGCCUAGGGGACGAGGCAAUGGACUCUUUGGUUAUGGCAAUGGGAACAUGGAUGGUUUGAAUGAGUUGAAUAGGGGCCCGAGAGCCAAGAGCUCUAAGAAUCAAACGGGGUUUGCACCUGUUGCCUUGGCAGUCAAGGGGCAGAAUAUCCCAUUGGCAGGCACUAAUGAUGAUGAGAAGGAAAAGUCGAGUGCAAUUCCUGAUCGUCAGCAAUAUAACCGAGCAGAUUUUCCCGAGAAAUAUACUGAUGCUAAGUUUUUCAUUAUUAAGUCAUACAGUGAGGACGAUGUCCAUAAGAGCAUCAAGUAUAAUGUGUGGGCCAGCACUCCGCAUGGUAAUAAGAAGCUUGAUGCAGCAUACCAGGAGGCUCUGCAGAAGCUUGGUGACUGUCCUAUAUUUCUUUUCUUCUCGGUCAAUACUAGUGGGCAAUUUGUUGGUGUUGCGGAGAUGGUUGGGCCAGUUGAUUUCAACAAGAAUGUGGAGUAUUGGCAGCAAGACAAGUGGAUUGGUUGUUUCACUGUUAAGUGGCACAUGGUGAAGGAUGUACCCAACAGUUUGUUGAAGCACAUCACCCUUGAAAACAAUGAGAAUAAACCUGUCACUAACAGCAGGGACACUCAAGAGGUCAAGUUGGAACAGGGACUUCAAGUGCUCAAAAUUUUUAAGGACCAUUGCAGCAAACAAUGCAUCCUGGAUGAUUUUGACUUCUAUGAGGAUCGCCAGAUGAGGAUCCUGGAGAAAAAGGCUAAGCAACAGCAUUUCCAAAAACAGGCACGGGAAGGAAAGCCCACUGUUGAAAAAAACAAAGAUCUCACAAUUGGGGAACUCAAAUUCCAGAAGUCAUCAGAAGUUGCCUUAGACUUGGUCAAGGAACCUACAGCCUCCAUUCAGACUAAUGGUGAUAUUAAGCUUUCAGCAAAUGGAGCAGUUGUAAAAUCUGGAGAUGCUCCAAAGGGUGCAAAACCAGUUGCAGUUUCCGAGAAUAAAGUUGUGGCAAAUGGGGUUGCAAAUGGUUGCUAGCUUAGAACUACUUUUGGUCGGAAUAUCUGCCGGGCUAGAUUUGAAGCAAAUGCUUGGAUAAUUUUCCUUGAGCAAUUGGACUACCCCAUUGGAUCUGCCUUGCUUGCUUUAGAGAUGGAUUAAGGGAAACAAAAGGUGUGCAAGCCACUUCAAAGAUUUAAUUAAAUGCAAUGCAGGCUCUGCUCCUUCUAGGAAUCUGAGAUAUUAAGCCCCAUUUUUCCUCUUCAUGGGCAGUUUAGCCACUAGUUAGCUUCUUGUAGGGUUUAUACCCUUGGGGAUUUGGUUUAAGUUUCCCUUUUUAUUUUUUAGUGCUGUUUUUGUUUUUUCUCCUGUGGCUUUAAGCAAUAGGGUACCUUUAUUAAUAGUUUGGUAUUAUCAUCUUGCCUUGGAAAGCUAGACCUUUAGCGUGGGUAGGGUCGGUUUUGUACUUAUAGGAGAACCUAGCAUCAAGGUGGGAAAGUGUUGCAAUAUAGUUGAUUUAAGAAGGAUUUCAUAGUUUUAUUUGCUGGUUCUAGUGUGGUUUUUAUUGAAUUCGCUUCAAGUUGAUAAAAUUUGAUCUUUUUAGUAUUGUAG